Messenger RNA from Aspergillus tanneri, 1497 nucleotides. RefSeq lists its product as uncharacterized. The record is from RefSeq and is a predicted model, not a curated record. Bases 1 to 1497 code for a protein of 498 amino acids. NCBI's taxonomy places the organism in Eukaryota, Fungi, Ascomycota, Eurotiomycetes, Eurotiales, Aspergillaceae. The transcript has a single exon. Gene Ontology annotation, molecular function: DNA-binding transcription factor activity. Gene Ontology annotation, biological process: regulation of DNA-templated transcription.
AUGUCGCAGAUUUCCUCGGUUUCAACCCCUUUAGCGGACGAUGCACUCCGAGCAGAGCCCCGCCCAGUCUUCGACAAGAAACGUCCUCACGUAGCGGACGAGUCCUCCGUGGAAGGCCGUGAUCCCCUGCGCCCUCGGCCUCUCUCCUGGAAUCCAUCCGCUCCCGUGGAGCCUUCUCUGAAAUCGACCCAACUUCGUCCCAUCGGGGUUCAAUCUAUCUUGAACCCCCCUGCAAAGGCAGUAUCAACAGCUGCGGCGCCCGCGGAAACCAUUCGCGAGGGGCUGGGAGAGCCGGGGCCAUCCCAUACACGACAUCCAUCCUCUCCCACGGUGCAUCUCCCCUCGCCUUCAAUUCAUGCCCGACGUCUCUCUGCGUCGCCGGGAAUGAGAAAUCACCAGACGAGUACGCCUCUCUCGCCCUCCGCUCGGUUUGUCACGGCUGGGGCAGGUCACCCUGGCAGAGCCGGUGCCUCUCAGUCUCCCUUGGCCCACGAAUCACGACCAAGCAUGUAUACUUCGACACCGGGUUCCCCCUUGCCGUUCGAGUCGGCCCCGGGGCAGACGUCCUCGCUGUCUACACAUCAGCAGCCAGGAGCUCCCAUAUCGAUUCAUUCCACGCCAACGUUUCAUAGCCGUCGGACUAGUGCGGUUCCAACACCAACUCCAAGCUCCCAGGAGACGAGCCCUACCACUCCCAUUUCAGCUUUCAGUCAGUUUGGUCGAUCGUCUCCUUCACUCACUGGGGUGCCGAAGCCACCUCAUGCACCACCGUUCUCGACAUCCUCCCCGUUCACCACCGUAGACCCAGUCACCCGACUCCCAUCUGCCGUGGCAGGGGUAAGACAUACGAGUGAUGAAGCAGCAACGAUAGGAAUGCCUCAGCCGGACAAUGCUCCACUACCUGGGAUGAUCCCAUGUAUCCUGGACCUGAAAUCGGGCUCCUCUAGCCAGGCUGAGAAACGCAAGGCGAACAGCGAUGCAUCGAGGAGAUUCCGCAACCGCAAGAGGAACGAAAUGCAGAUGGAGCAAAAGAUCAAUGCUCAGCAAGAGGAGAUCCGAAAGCAGGCCGAGUCAUUGCAAAGACAGUGCCAGGAAAUCCGGGUCUUGGUUCAGGAGCGAGACCAUUACCGAUCGGAAAGGGAUUUUUAUCGGGAUCAUGUUAGUCGACUAGCGCCUUCCAGCCAGCUUCCUCCCCGACCGACAUCUCCACGAACUUUCCGAUCGUCGGUCGAGAAUCCGACCUCGGACCGUGACCAUACCUCAACGUGGCGUGGGAUGGACAUGAUGGCGAGGGUAGGAGAUGCCCCGGCAGGAUCACAUCCGGGCGCCUCCAAUCCUCCACGUAUCUCGUCUGCUGCAAGGACACCAGGAAAUUGGUCCAGUGCCUCGUCCCAAUACUCCACGACUACUGUCAACCACACCGAGCGUGGAGUUUUGGCCGAUGAGCAUCAGACAAAGUCGCUGGCUCAGUAUCCUGGAGCAUGGGCUCGACCGUGA